This is a messenger RNA of Phragmites australis (common reed), 708 nucleotides long. RefSeq names its product E3 ubiquitin-protein ligase EL5-like. NCBI's taxonomy places the organism in Eukaryota, Viridiplantae, Streptophyta, Magnoliopsida, Poales, Poaceae. The coding region runs from base 1 to 708 and encodes 235 amino acids. Gene Ontology annotation, biological process: protein ubiquitination. The record is from RefSeq and is a predicted model, not a curated record. The transcript has a single exon.
AUGUCCGCCGAGGAGGGCACGUGCUACCGGUGGUGCUGCGAUUUCGUCGUCGCGCACGGCGUCUUCGCCAGCGGGUUCGUCACCGCGCCGGUGGCCGUCGUUCACCUCGUCAACCACCCGCACUCGAGCGCCGCGGCGUUCUUCGCCAUAUUCGCCUCCUUCUGCACCACCAUCAGCCUCAUCCUCUGCUGCAGCUUCUACGCCGAGCUCAAGCGCCCGCCCUGGCCGCGCUGGCUCUCGGCAGCACCGGCGUCUGGAGGCCAGCAGCAGGAGGACGGCGGCGGCCAAGAAUCGACGCGGGAGGGGUCGGUGCCGCACGACCUCCGGCACCCUGACCAGCCUGUGAUGGCCCGCGGGGAGAUGCAGGCCGCCCUCGCCGCGGAGCGCAUCCCGAGCUACGAGCACCGAGACGGCGCCGCCGACUGCACGGUGUGCCUCGGCGAGGUGGAGAAGGGGGAGACGGUGCGGCGGCUGCCAGCGUGCCAACACGUGUUCCACAGGGAGUGCAUCGACAUGUGGCUGCACGCGCACGCCACAUGCCCCGUUUGCCGCUCCAGCGCGCUGCCGGCGCCGGAACGACCGGUGGACGUCGUGGUGAACAUUGGAAUUGUCGAUAGGCAGUCCAGCCCGAUGAUCCCUGCCCCGCCUGGCAUUGUCUUCCCAGGUCGGCCAGGUCCGGCCUGUGGUUCGGGCUGGGCUCACGCCUAA